Molecule: messenger RNA, 278 nt
Organism: Colias croceus (clouded yellow)
Lineage: Eukaryota; Metazoa; Arthropoda; Insecta; Lepidoptera; Pieridae
Product: fungus-induced protein 1-like
Exons: 2
Coding region: 15-248 (77 amino acids)
Source: RefSeq, a predicted model, not a curated record
AAACUGGUGUCAAGAUGAAAUCCCUCCUAAUCUUCGCGUGCCUCAUGGUAGCCCUCGGCUUUGCCCAGGGCUACCUUUAUAGCCGUCCCUACUACUCCGGUUACGGUCAAUACCCAAGCUACGGUUACGGCAGCGGUUACGGCGGCGGUUACGGGAACGGCUACGGAUCUUAUGGCACGUACCGGCCGUACUACAGCAGAGGAUAUUAUGGCGGUUACCCGGGCCGGAAUCUGUAUUCUUACUAUUGAUUUGUUAGUUGAAUAAAUUGUUGAUUUUUA